AUGGACGCCUUUGAGGAAUGGUUCAGAAGCAAUGGUGGUUAUCUGCAUCCGUCAAUUCAGCUGGCUCAGGAUGCUGAGCAAGGGUCACACUUCCAAGCCAGCGCUGUUAUUGAGCCUGGCACGCACGUUCUGACAGUGCCUCAUAAUUUGGCAAUGUCGAAUCUGAAUGCUCAGGUAGACGAUGACUUCCCUGUAUUUAGAACUCAUGCCCAACAGUUCACAGUCGAAGGGCUUAGCUUUUUCUAUCUGAUGGCACAGUGGCUCAACAAGGACAAGUCGUUCUGGAAACCUUACCUGGAUAUCCUACCCUCACCUGAACGAGGCUUUGAGACUCCGAUGUUCUAUGAUGAGGAUGAUCGUCAAUGGUUGGAAGGAACAGAUCUUUAUCCGACUCUGCUUGGUAGAGAGGCUGCCUGGACGAAGUAUUGGGAGGAUGGAGUACAGGUCAUGAAGUCCGCUGGCGUGGAUGUAACAAACUACACAUGUCAACACUGGACAGCCUAUAAACACGGUCCAAAUGGCACGCAAACCGUCCUCUUGAACCACAAUGACUACCCCGAAGACUGGAAGAAGUUCUCUGUUCUGUUCCCGGCAAUUGACAUCGGAAACCACAACCCGAAUGCUCGCGUGGAUUGGGCUUACGACCCUGAUUGCUUCAGUCUGACGGUCUCGGAGAAGAUCGAAUCUGGCUCACAGGUAUACAACAACUAUGGUCCCAAGUCAAGCGAGGAGCUGUUGAUGGGCUAUGGCUUCUGUGCGCCUAACAAUCCAUAUGACGGACUACUCUUGGCGAUGAGACCUCCUCCGCCGCCGUUACAACAGAUGCUCAGUAUCACGCACCCCGAGUACUUCAAGGAAAGUGGUGAAUGGAACUCCGAAGCCGCAACGUUCCGUUUGCUGCACGCAAAACUGCAAGAGACAAAUGAUGCCAGCCCGUUCGAUCAAGCAUGGGGAUGUGUACCAGCACCUUUGGCCGAACUCUUCUGCUACGUUGUCCAACUCGAGAGAGGUCUGGAUGUCGCUCCUACCGAAGAUGCAGAAGAAUAUCUCUACCACGGCGAAGGCCGACGCUACCUACCUCGCAUCGCCCUAUACAUCAUGAUGUCGCUCAUCCCAAAAAUCAGCAAGCUCGAAGAAGCCAAUGAGAAGCUUCCCUCUGCACCAACAAAUCAUCGCCAAGCAUCUACAAAGAUCUACAGGGACUUGCAAUACGAGGUCAUAAACUCAGUACAAGAACGCAUGGCCAACUACCUCAAAGACCUACAACCAGAAGAAGUCUCGUCAGACGCUGGCUCUGCAGUCUGGACCUUCGAAGAUGCCGUCGACCUUCUCGAACUGGAGAUGCCAGCUGCACACAAAUCCUUCAUGUCCGGCGUCAAAUAUGUGACCGGCACAACAAAACUGCGCAGAUUGCGUGGCUCCGAGCACGAGGAAUACCUUUGGACCAUCCUCCUCUGCUUCCUCUAUCUCGCUUGCACCUCUCAAACCGCCGCUCCUGGCCUCAUAUCCCAGUGGAUUCAAUCCCUAGUCGCAGAGUACGGCGAACCCGACCUCCAGGCCUCAACCUCAGAUGACGACGAGACCGAUGAAGAAGCAGCAGAAUAUCUCGAUCGUGUCAAGAAGGCUGCGAUGUUCCUACCCGGUUCGUUGUGGACGAGUGAAGCUUGGUCAGCAGACUUUGUGCUGGAUUUUGGAAUGAGGAUCUCCAAGUCGCAGGGAACGUAUAUGGAUAUCGGAGAUGAAGAGGUAGGGGAGGAUGUGAGAUAUGUGGUUUAUCUGCAUGUUUGA
This is a messenger RNA of Aureobasidium namibiae CBS 147.97, 1788 nucleotides long. RefSeq names its product SET domain-containing protein. Gene Ontology annotation, molecular function: protein-lysine N-methyltransferase activity. NCBI's taxonomy places the organism in Eukaryota, Fungi, Ascomycota, Dothideomycetes, Dothideales, Saccotheciaceae. Gene Ontology annotation, biological process: peptidyl-lysine monomethylation. The transcript is spliced from 2 exons. The coding region runs from base 1 to 1788 and encodes 595 amino acids. The record is from RefSeq and is a predicted model, not a curated record. Gene Ontology annotation, cellular component: nucleus.